Messenger RNA from Sinocyclocheilus anshuiensis, 889 nucleotides. Its product is annotated as AN1-type zinc finger protein 5-like. The coding region runs from base 66 to 830 and encodes 254 amino acids. Lineage: Eukaryota; Metazoa; Chordata; Actinopteri; Cypriniformes; Cyprinidae. The transcript has 6 exons. The record is from RefSeq and is a predicted model, not a curated record. Gene Ontology annotation, molecular function: zinc ion binding; DNA binding.
AGGGGGAAGUGUGAUGAAGUUUCGAUGAUGGCCAAAAGAUUAAUUGUUGCGCUACGGGUGACGUCAUGCCCGUUGUUUCGGAUGACGCUGAGAGAAGCAGGCCGCACGCGCAUAGCAGGAACCUACCCUGUCAAGGUUUCUGUGGAUCAAGGUCGUCGAUUUCUCCUCAAUCACACGAAAAUACGGGAUCGCCCUCUCCCGUCCCCCUUACCCCCUUCUCAAACAGCAUGGCUCAGGAGACAAAUCAGACGCAGGUGCCAAUGCUUUGCACUAUGGGAUGUGGUUUCUAUGGUAACCCUCGCACCAAUGGAAUGUGCUCUAUCUGCUACAAGGAACAUCUACAGAGACAACAAGGAGGGGGGAGAAACAGUCCCCCAGGUGAGAAAGGUGCCACAUCUCCUGUAGGUUCCCCAGGGGCAUCUGCGGUAACGGUGGAGUCCACCCCUGUACCCACUACGGAAGCCGUUACCCCACCUGAAGAGCGCAAGUCUAGCAGUAGUUCGCCCAGCCCAGUAACCCAGCAGAUGACUGCUAUGAGCAUCUCCCAGGACACGCCAACCACUGAUUCAGACAGAGCAGAAGUGGAGGAGGAAGAGGAGGAUGGCUCGCCUAAAAGCACAGGGCCAGUAGGGGAAGCUGCACAGGCUUCUUCAGACGGAGAUCAGACUCCUGACAAGAACAAAAAGAAGAAUCGAUGCUUCGCUUGUAGGAAAAAAGUUGGCCUCACGGUUGAGAGAGUCAGCAGAUGGUCUCCUUCUAGGUUUUGUAUUCCAGCUCAAAUAUUCACUUUUGUGCAGUCUUAUUACCAUUCCCUAUGUUUACACAUAUAAAACAUUUGCAUCCAUGCAAACAUAUUGAUAAUAAUAAGAAAUGUUUCUUGAGCACCAAA